AUGGCCCUGUUUCACGAUGAAAUGCGCUGUAUACUUGUUUGUGCUAUCCUGGGCUAUGCGACGGCCGUCGAACUGUUUGGAAGGGAUCAGUCAUCCGCAGUAAGAGGCAAGCUAAUUUGCGAUGGAAGACCAGCUGCUGGAGUCAAAGUCAAAUUGUGGGAUGUUGACCGAACGGACAUGGACGACCUGAUGGACGAGAAAACGACAAACAGUAAUGGCGAAUUCCAAUUAUCCGGAUGGACGAAGGAAUAUACCACGAUUGACCCCAAGCUCAGCAUCUACCACGACUGCAAUGACGGCAUCAAGCCCUGUCAACGGAAGUUCUCCAUCCUGAUUCCCGACAGCUAUGUAAGCCAUGGUAAAGUACCGAAAAAGAUUUACGACGCCGGCACGAUCCAGCUAGCCGGUUCAUUCCCUGGUGAAAGCAGGGAUUGUCUCAAUUAA
Molecule: messenger RNA, 444 nt
Organism: Ostertagia ostertagi
Lineage: Eukaryota; Metazoa; Nematoda; Chromadorea; Rhabditida; Trichostrongylidae
Source: the annotation of a GenBank genome assembly